Messenger RNA from Lindgomyces ingoldianus, 1120 nucleotides. Its product is annotated as beta-1,6-glucan boisynthesis protein-like protein. The record is from RefSeq and is a predicted model, not a curated record. The transcript has 4 exons. NCBI's taxonomy places the organism in Eukaryota, Fungi, Ascomycota, Dothideomycetes, Pleosporales, Lindgomycetaceae. The coding region runs from base 124 to 921 and encodes 265 amino acids. Gene Ontology annotation, cellular component: extracellular region. Gene Ontology annotation, biological process: (1->6)-beta-D-glucan biosynthetic process; fungal-type cell wall organization; cell wall biogenesis.
CUCAACACUCCUCCACCGCAACACUACCCCCAAGGACCCCACGCCUACCAUUUAGCGUAGCCGCUCACUCGAAUAACUCCUACUACAUUGCAUUCGUCGCUCGUUUUUCCUCCUACUCGCGUCAUGUUCCGCAACGCGAUGUUAUGGGGCCCCUGGGCCCUAUUUACCGCCCUGAAUCUCGUCGCUGCAGAUGUCCAAUUCACGUCUCCCAAAGCCGGUGAUACACUUACGGGCGGCACGGCGAUAGUAGUGGAAUGGAAGGACUCCGGAGAUGCUCCUUCCAUCUCGGAUCUCACGACUUACCAACUGUUUCUCUGCGCUGGCGGCAAUGACGAAGCCUCAAUCGUACAACUCGUAGCGAUCACGACCUCUGGAACAUUCACAGUUACUGGGAACAAAGCCACUGGCACGGUUGGACUAGGGAUUGGGGCGUCCACUCCGAAGAAUGCAUAUUUCCUCAAGAUAAUCUCCACAGCCUCGAGCGGCGGUACCGUAACGAACUACUCCCCUCGCUUCUCCCUUAGCGGCAUGUCAGGCACCUUCCCAGACACCGUAAUCACGGCGAUGAAGGGCGUUGAUGGGACAGACGGCCCUCCCACCGUGAACGCUGUGAACCAAGGAGGCGCCGCUAAUCCCGUUGACGGAGAUCAGUUCAAGGUCCCGUAUACGAUGCAAACUGGAGUCACUCGAUAUGCUCCCAUGCAGAAAGUUCCGCCUACGAAGAUCACAAAGAAGGUUGCUUCAGCCAUGUAUCCCACGUCGUCAGUCAACAUUGCGAAAUCGAUUCUUCCGCGUCCGAAACAGCAGACAACCAUCACGCAGAGCCAGACCUUUUCAGUCUCGAGCAUGGAGAAUACGGUUGCCGCAGCUGCCAUGCCCUCCGACGACAUGGCCAAGUUUCUCGCAAGAUGGAAGGAUUGAAGGAUAUCUACUCAGAUAUAUAAUAGGGGAUCAUAAUUAUUUGCGGUCGACGGUGUCCAGGGCAUUUCUGUAGGGCGCAGGCGUUAGAUGGAAUAUACACUCUAUGAUAGGGGGGCUUUCUAGAAUUUUGGAGGGGUAGGGGCCGGGUUAAUAGUCCUGUAUAUCUUGAUAUCUACAUGGUGUCAGUGUUAGAGAUUAG